Messenger RNA from Brassica rapa (field mustard), 5764 nucleotides. RefSeq names its product glycine-rich cell wall structural protein 1. Gene Ontology annotation, cellular component: nucleus. NCBI's taxonomy places the organism in Eukaryota, Viridiplantae, Streptophyta, Magnoliopsida, Brassicales, Brassicaceae. Gene Ontology annotation, molecular function: transcription cis-regulatory region binding; DNA-binding transcription factor activity. Gene Ontology annotation, biological process: positive regulation of DNA-templated transcription. The record is from RefSeq and is a predicted model, not a curated record.
CAACGUGCAUAGAACUUUACACACUUUGAACUAGUAAAAUACAGCUUCUAAGUACAUACUUUAAUCCUAAUAUUAGAACUAAGUCAAGCUACCAGUGCUUAAUUUGUUAAGAUCUAUAUAUAUAUAUAUAUGCAUAGUUACAUUAGUUAGAUGAACUAGUUUUAUUGAUAAUUUAUCUAACUUGAUAAACAUUCAAAUAAAGCUAUAUAUCUUACCAAACCUGAAUGUACAACAUCAUAUUGUGUGUAAAUAAAAGAGUUUUUUUUUUAAAUCAUUUUCUAUGAAUGAGAUGUGAAAUGGCGUAGUAAAAAGCAAUAACGAACAACCACCUUUUCUGUUGGAUAAACUUAUUGAGGCGGCGAUUUCAUUAGUUUGGUAAGUUUAACCAUUUGAUUUAUGGACAAUCUAUAAAGGGAUGUCAUUUGCAUAUCCAAUAUAUGUCGUAUUUUUUGUUUAUUUCUCCAACUGAUUUUGGGUUUACGAUGAUUAGUUGGAGACUUUUUGUUACUUAGCUCCACGAAAACCUUGUUAUCUAGGUAUACUUAUCUUCCAUAUUUUUUCUUUUCAAUUUAUGCAAUCGGAACAAACUGCCGGUACAAUAGUUUUGAAGGUUAGUAGUUGUAAGUAUUUAAUUAAUCUAAUAAAACGUGUAACCCAUGAUCAAAAUAACGGCUGCUAUGUAAAAUCAGUUACAUAGGCUUUUUUCUGCAGUUACGUAUGCUUUUUCUAUCGGGAAUCAAACUCAUUAACAUGUCAUACAAAAGUAUAACUGAAAUUGACUUAAAAUUUAAAAGGUAUGUGGCCAAGAAUGAUGUAUCAACUAUCGAGAAGACAAUUAGUACAAAUUACUUUUGUAACCUGUUCCAGUAAAUGUAUGAAGAAAUUGAUUUUAAGAAUCUAAUUUAAACAUCAGGGCUGACUUAUUUGUUUGAAUCAACAUCGUUGGUAUGAGUUAUUUUCCUGAAUACUAAGUAAAAUAGCGACAUGUGUCGAGCUGACAUCCAAUCUAUAAGUUUUUUACACGGGAUCCACAUGCACACACACAGCACGCACUCUUGCACGUGAGAUGUCCGUACGUUGGGUCUCCAUCUAACACUAGCAAGAUGUAUUUUUCAAUUAAAUUGGGUUUAUGUUUUAAGAGUGUUUUAAAUACUAUAAUUGUAUUCGCGGAUGAUCUGCAAUAUUUUUUGAAAGUUCUCAUGUUCAGUGGCUGGUGUAUUCUGGAUCAGUUUAUAAUUCAAAUCUCUAUUCUAGGAAAGUGUUUUUCCAAGUAGAUGUAUGGAAUGGUUCAAAUGAUUCGAAUGAGUUCUUGUUUUUGACUGCUCAUUAAAUCGAUGAAACAUGGAAACUGAGAAAGAGAGUUCUAAACAUCUUGAUGGUCGAUCCGUCUCAUACGGAUGUAGUGCUCGCUGAAGUUAAAAAUAACAUGUUUAAUGGAAUGGGAUAUUGAGCAGAAGUUCUUCUCUAUAUAUGUCCUCGAAUCAUUCCUCCAUUUAGUGAAAAUGUAGCUAUCAAAUUCAAAGACCGGUGAAUCAUUACACAUGAAAGUGCUUUUCAAACUGAAACUCUAUUCUCGGAAAGGAUGAGAGACUUAAGCACAUAAAGAGUGUCCUUUCCUCGCAGUUGUCUUCAAUCGUGAUAGCUUAGACUUUGGAUACAAAGUGAGAAAGAGGUUACCUUUUACUGUCUUACAUGCAUGCUUUGAUUCCUAUAUCCAACAAAUAAAAAUAAGUACGAAGAAAACAACUAGAGUUACUGUUGAAUGAAGUUGUUUUAUCUUGUAGAGCUCCAGCAGAUACUUUAGUGAUAAGAACAUCACUGUUGAAUGAAGUUGAACUAAAAUUCAUGCUAGCAUUUCAAAUACUCUUUAAAAUACUGAUUGAAGUUUAUUGACAUGAUAAGAGAACGUAAAUACCGAAAUUACCCAUAUAUGUUAAGAAAUACCACAACUACCCCUAAUAUCAUCAUUUGUCAUAUACUCCAGAUGUCCUUUGCUGAACGGUUAAUUCUGGUACUAUAGAUGGGUGAUUUUCAUGUAUUAGAAACAGCCAAACCAAGAAAAGUUUCAACUGAUUUUUUUUCUUUGGUCAAAAGAAAAGUUUUAAUACAGCCAAAAAAAAUCUAAUUGCAUUAAUUAAUAUAGAAAGUGAAUAUAGCAAAACAAGGGAAUAAAUCUGAAUAUUUUAAGAAAUUUCAGAUUUUCACACAGAGAAAACAAAGCUAAGUUUUCCUACAUAUAAAAAUUGUCUAAAAAUGGUUAUUGGUUUUACACAGAAUCAUUUAAUUUUAAAAAUUAAUACCAUAAAUGUACAUAAAACUACAUUAGAAAAACAACUGGAACCUCUCAGCAGUCAAAUCCUUUUCUUUCUUUCUUAUUUUCCCAUAAUAUUAUGAAAUUUAUUCCUAGUUUGUAUUUUUAUCUUGUAAUAGAGUUUUUUCAUUAUUCACUUCUUUCCUUCUCACACUAUAAAACCCCUCCCAAAGUUUUACUUCUUCCUCCUCUCUCUCCAAUACAUCACUCGCUCUCUUCAUCGCAUCAUCCUCUUUCGACCAUCUUUACUCUUCUUUUUUUUCAGUUUUCUCAACAAUAUUAAAACCUGUUGUAUCAUUUUUUUCAAAUACUCAUGUUAAGAAAGAUAAGAUCUUGAUGUUCAGACAUUAAUGUCUCCAGUGAUUAGCGAAGCACUUAGAUCUGGCUUAACUAUAGAUUCAUCUCUUAGACGCAGGACCCAUCUUGUUCAAUCUUUCUCCGUCGUUUUUCUUUACUGGUUCUAUGUUUUCUCAGAAAUCAUCUCUCCUUUAGCCAUAACAUAUAGCCUAUAAACUAUAUAUUAUAUCACUUUUCCAGAUAGCUUUUGCUUAACCUUAAUCAUCAGGGUCUUGCGUCUUUUCAGUUGAACUAGUAUUUUCGUGUUUUUGUCUUUUUAAAAAAAAAAAAUUAAUUUGGGUAUCUGUAAUGAUGAAUAAACCGGAGAUGAGACCGUGUCUGACCUGUAACUGGUCGCCGGUUCUACCGACCAGUUUACCAAACUCCGAUCGCGUGCAACGUGAUCUGAUCAACGAGCGGAAGAGGAAGAGGCUGGAGUCCAACAGAGAGUCGGCGAGGAGGUCGAGGAUGAGGAAGCGGGAGCAUCUGGUGGGUCUAACGACUCAGCUCGAGCAGCUGCGCAAGGAAAUCCGCAAGGCCACCACCGAGGUCGAUGUCACGACGCAGCACUACACCAAGAUGGAGGCGAAGAACUCCGUUAUGAGAGCUCAGGUGACGGAGCUAAACCAUCGCCUGAACUCCCUCAACCAGAUCAUCGCUUUUCCAGAGUCGUACUCCUCCGCCGCCGGAGGAUUCGGGACGGUGACGGGGGGCACCGCCGCCGGAGGUUUUGGGAUGGAGACUGCUCCCUCCGCUGCCGGAGGAUUUGGGAUGGAGACUGCUCCCUCCGCCGCCGGAGAAUUUGGGAUGGCGACUGCUCCCUCCGCCGCCGGAGGUUUUGGUAUGGCGACUGCUCCCUCCGCUGCCGGAGGAUUUGGAAUGGCGACUGCUCCCUCCGCCGCCGGAGGUUUUGGGAUGGCGACUACUCCCUCCGCUGCCGGAGGAUUUGGGAUGGCGACUGCUCCCUCCGCCGCCGGAGGAUUUGGAAUGGCGACUGCUCCCUCUGCCGCCGGAGUAUUUGGAAUGGCGACUGCUCCCUCCGCCGCCGGAGGAUUUGGAAUGGCGACUGCUCCCUCCGCCGCCGGAGGAUUUGGGAUGGAGAAUGCUCCUUCCGCCGCCGCCGGAGGAUUUGAGAUGGAGACGGGCUACACCGCUGCCGGAGGAUUUGGGAUGGAGGCUGGUCAGGGAGGAGGAGGUGGAUUUUACGACGAUGGCUGGAGCAGCGGAGGAGGAGGUGAAUUUUUCGACGGAGCGAUGGACCCUUUCGAUCUAGGGUUUUAUGACGAACCACCAAACAUGGCUUCUGGUUCGACUGGUGUUGGUGAUGUUCUCAACCGUUGGUAAACUCAAUGUCACAAUCACCAUCAUCUAGAGAGAGACGAAUAUGACUGACAUCAGGGUGUAAACUUGUAAUAAUCUUAUUAUAGAUGAUGUGAUGCUGGGUGUUUAGAUUAUAAGAUAAAGUUAACUAAGGCUUAACCAGUGUUGUAAUGAACAUAAAUGUGUAGUAUGAAGAUGGUGAUGUGAUUGUAAUUGGGGGAUAUAUUAUUUAAGUUUUUUUAAAUUAAUGAUGAAUAAAUAUUAUAUAUUGACCUUUUUCUUGUAUUUUCUGCUUUCCUUAUUUGGAAGCAUUCGUUGCUCUUAUUAGAAAGAUGAAACUUUGGCUGGUAGUGAAGAAUGAUAACAAUGUGAGACGGUUCUAUCCAAGGUGGUUCGAUUUAAAAACGUUAUAUAGAGAUGGAAUAUUAUCAUUAUUGUGCUCGAGACUAUAACUGACCAAAGUGUGAUAGAUAAUGAUGUAUUUUAGUACUUACAGCAAAAUGGAUUGUGGAUCAUGGGCCACUCGAGUUUUUUUUUUUUUCUCAAGAAUCUAACGUACGAGGCACAUAAUCCCAGUUUCUCAAUAAUUUCGUUAUUAUAUUACGUACAUGAUUAUUCUCUGAUUCAAAUCCCCCAUUAACUAAUGUAUAUGACUGCUUAGAGAUAUAACCACGUUUACCAUAUAAUUUUUUAGAUAUGACGUUCUCUAAAAGAUUGUUAAGUACAAACAAUUCUUCAAAACUAUUUUAUCCUUGUCAAUGAUCUUCGAUUGUUUUCCCAGAUGUUUCUAAGGGAUUCCCAGAAGGUUGGUUAAAGUCUUAAAAAUAAAUUAGUUAAUGCUAGACUUAUAUGGACAUGCACCACAUUAACCAAAAAGGUCGAGAUCUUUGAUUUGAUGUUGAUGAAGAAGACAUGUGGAGUGAUAACAUGUCUGCUAUGUUGUUCCAGAUAUUUGUUGUAGAUAUGUCGUUGAUAGAUUUGAUACCCAAAUGUCAAGAGCAAGUGAAGAGGAUAUGACAUAUUGUUUAGGGAGACGUAAACACUAUAAAUAUAUUAGAACUACUUGACAAAGCUCAAAAAAAGCCCUUUCAUCUCGGCAUGAAGCGUGUCGUGGAAAGGCUUCUAUGACAUACUUUUGCAUCCUAGAAGAUUCACCCCCAUUUGAUCCCUAGCUCUAUCAUAAACCACUGACUAAGUCAUAAUCAAUCUAAGAUGCAUCAAUUUGACAGGUCAGAACUAGGUAUCCAUGGAAAUGGCUGGAAUUUACAACUAUAAUUAUUAGAUAUCAUGGGUCAUCUUCCUCCUAUUUGAGGUUUUCGUCUUCUCAGUUUCUAGAACAACUAAUUGAAAUGUAUCUACUGGUGAGAUAUCUUUUCUAUCAAAAUACUUUAUUGUUUGUUUGUUUUUUAAAUUGUUUCAGAUAAUCCGUGGAAAAUGUCAAAUUGUGGUACCAUUUUUUUUUUCAUCUAAAUCAAAAAUUUGUGUGUUUGGUAUAUAAAUGUAUUGGAAAAAAUACGAAAGAGAUCGAUAAUCUGAUAAAGCCAAAACCUAAGAAAUAUAGUUGAUAGAUUUUUCUAGACUACUACAUUAGAGUUCAGAUGAUUUUUUUUCCGUUAGAGUUCAGAUGAUUAAUUUCUAGAUUUAGAUGUCAAAUACAAUAUAACAUAUGGCUAUUUUAUAUGACCAAAGUAAAUAUCAUACUAGUCAAUCAUCUUACUAUAUAGAAAUGUUAACGCUAAUAAUUAGUAAGAGUAAAAUGAAUACCGAUAUUACCAAGAUUAUACAGUGACUAGCUUA